UUGAGGAUAUUCUGCUCCGCGGGUAUUUGCAUCUCGGAGUUAGGCAGCCGCAGUCGCUUCUUAGCGGGAAGUGUAUCGGGUUCACCGCUGCUCGGAGCGGUCCUUUGUUUUCCACUGGAGCGGAAGGAGAGUGCUGCCAUGACGGCCCCUGCUCAGCCCAAGAAAAUCGUGGCCCCUACGGUGUCUCAGAUCAACGCGGAGUUCGUGACCCAGUUAGCUUGUAAAUACUGGGCUCCCCAUAUCAAGAAAAAAUCACCUUUUGACAUAAAGGUGAUUGAAGAUAUAUAUGAGAAAGAAAUUGUCAAAUCAAGGUUUGCCAUCAGAAAGAUAAUGCUCUUGGAAUUUAGCCAGUAUCUUGAAAAUUACCUCUGGAUGAAUUAUUCUCCAGAAGUGUCCAGCAAAGCCUAUUUAAUGUCAAUCUGCUGUAUGGUGAAUGAGAAGUUCAGAGAAAAUGUCCCUGCAUGGGAGACUUUUAAGAAGAAGCCAGAUGACUUCCCAUUCUUUUUCAAGUGUAUCUUGAAAGCGGCGUUAGCUGAAACUGAUGGUGAAUUUUCACUCCAUGAACAGACAGUCUUAUUGCUUUUUCUUGAUCAUUGCUUCAAUAGUUUGGAAGUAGACUUGAUACGGAGUCAAGUGCAGCAGCUUAUCUCCCUUCCAAUGUGGAUGGGCUUACAGCCUGCACGAUUGGAAUUAGAAUUAAAAAAGACACCUAAACUAAGAAAAUUCUGGAACUUGAUUAAAAAGAAUGAUGAAAAGAUGGAUCCAGAAGCAAGAGAACAAGCCUAUCAAGAAAGAAGAUUUCUUUCACAGCUCAUCCAGAAGUUUAUCUCUGUGCUGAAAUCAGUUCCACUUUCUGAACCUGUCACUAUGGACAAAGUUCAUUAUUGUGAAAGAUUUAUUGAACUUAUGAUUGAUCUAGAGGCCCUACUCCCCACGAGACGCUGGUUUAAUACCAUCCUGGAUGACUCCCACCUUUUGGUUCACUGUUACCUUUCCAAUCUUGUUCGUAGAGAAGAGGAUGGCCAUCUUUUUUCCCAGCUUUUGGACAUGCUUAAGUUCUAUACUGGUUUUGAGAUUAAUGAUCAGACUGGAAAUGCUCUGACAGAGAAUGAGAUGACUACGAUUCACUAUGAUAGAAUUACUUCUCUACAGAGAGCUGCUUUUGCACAUUUCCCUGAGCUCUAUGAUUUCGCCCUUUCAAAUGUUGCAGAAGUAGAUACUCGGGAAUCCUUGAUCAAGUUUUUUGGACCUCUUAGUUCAAAUACACUCCACCAGGUGGCAUCAUACCUCUGCUUGUUACCAACUCUUCCUAAAGGUGAAGACACGACUUUUGAUAAAGAAUUUCUUCUAGAAUUGUUGGUAUCUCGUCAUGAGCGUCGAAUUUCUCAGAUUCAGCAGUUGAACCAGAUGCCUUUGUAUCCAACCGAGAAAAUCAUAUGGGAUGAAAAUAUUGUCCCAACUGAGUACUAUUCUGGGGAAGGUUGUCUUGCUCUUCCCAAGUUGAAUUUGCAGUUUUUGACUCUUCAUGAUUACCUCCUAAGGAACUUUAAUCUCUUCCGCUUAGAAUCAACUUAUGAAAUAAGGCAGGACAUCGAGGAUAGUGUCAGCAGAAUGAAGCCAUGGCAGUCUGAGUAUGGCGGGGUGGUAUUCGGUGGCUGGGCGCGAAUGGCCCAGCCCAUCGUGGCGUUCACCGUGGUGGAGGUUGCCAAACCCAGCAUAGGCGAGAACUGGCCAACCCGGGUUCGCGCAGAUGUCAGCAUCCAUCUGAACGUCAGAGACCACAUCAGAGAUGAGUGGGAAGGACUUCGGAAGCAUGAUGUAUGCUUUUUAAUUACUGUACGUCCCACAAAACCUUAUGGUACCAAGUUUGACCGGAGGAGACCUUUUGUUGAGCAGGUUGGCCUGGUUUACGUCAGAGGCUGUGAGGUCCAGGGCAUGCUGGACGAUAAAGGGCGUGUCAUUGAAGACGGACCUGAACCCAGACCCAAUCUUAGAGGAGAAUCAAGGACAUUUAGAGUGUUUUUGGAUCCAAACCAGUAUCAACAAGAUAUGACCAAUACGAUACAAAAUGGAGCAGAAGAUGUGUAUGAAACUUUCAAUAUAAUAAUGAGGAGAAAACCGAAGGAAAAUAACUUUAAGGCUGUGCUGGAGACUAUUCGGAACCUGAUGAAUACUGAUUGUGUGGUACCUGACUGGCUGCAUGACAUCAUUUUAGGUUAUGGGGAUCCAAGUAGUGCACAUUAUUCCAAAAUGCCCAAUCAGAUCGCCACCCUUGAUUUCAAUGAUACAUUUUUCUCCAUUGAGCAUUUAAAAACCAGCUUUCCUGGUCAUAAUGUUAAAGUAACUGUGGAUGACCCAGCUCUACAGAUACCCCCUUUCAGGAUAACUUUUCCAGUAAGAAAUGGAAAGGGGAAGAAAAGGAAAGAUGCAGAGAAGGAAGAUGAAGACACGGAAGAGGCAAAAACCUUAAUUGUUGAACCUCAUGUUAUUCCUAAUAGAGGUCCUUAUCCUUACAACCAGCCCAAACGGAAUACAAUUCAGUUCACUCAUACACAGAUAGAGGCCAUCCGUGCUGGAAUGCAGCCUGGGCUAACUAUGGUUGUGGGCCCACCAGGUACAGGAAAAACAGAUGUGGCAGUCCAAAUCAUAUCCAACAUCUACCACAAUUUCCCAGAGCAGAGGACUCUGAUUGUUACUCAUUCCAAUCAGGCCCUGAACCAGUUGUUUGAGAAAAUCAUGGCUUUAGACAUUGACGAGCGUCACCUCCUGCGUCUUGGUCAUGGAGAAGAAGAGCUGGAGACGGAGAAAGAUUUCAGCAGGUAUGGAAGAGUUAAUUAUGUCCUAGCUCGAAGAAUAGAACUUUUAGAAGAAGUCAAACGAUUGCAGAAGAGUCUAGGGGUUCCAGGAGAUGCUUCAUAUACUUGUGAAACUGCAGGGUAUUUCUUCUUAUAUCAGGUAAUGUCUCGUUGGGAAGAGUAUAUCAGCAAAGUGAAAAAUAAAGGUAACACGUUACCAGAUGUUACUGAAGUCUCCACUUUCUUCCCUUUUCAUGAGUACUUUGCAAAUGCCCCUCAACCCAUUUUUAAAGGCCGAUCUUAUGAAGAAGACAUGGAAAUUGCUGAAGGAUGUUUCAGGCAUAUUAAGAAAAUCUUUACUCAGCUUGAGGAGUUUAGAGCCUCCGAACUGCUUCGAAGUGGACUAGACAGAUCUAAAUACCUUUUGGUGAAAGAAGCCAAAAUCAUUGCUAUGACCUGUACUCAUGCUGCCUUAAAACGACAUGAUUUAGUCAAGUUAGGCUUCAAGUAUGACAACAUUUUAAUGGAAGAGGCUGCUCAGAUUCUGGAGAUAGAAACUUUUAUACCUCUUCUUCUACAGAAUCCUCAGGAUGGUUUUAGCCGACUAAAACGUUGGAUUAUGAUUGGUGAUCAUCACCAGUUACCUCCAGUCAUUAAGAACAUGGCCUUUCAGAAGUAUUCAAACAUGGAGCAAUCUCUCUUCACUCGCUUUGUCAGAGUUGGAGUUCCUACUGUGGACCUCGAUGCCCAAGGGAGGGCCAGAGCAAGCUUGUGCAACCUCUACAACUGGCGAUACAAGAAUCUAGGAAACUUACCCCAUGUGCAGCUCUUGCCGGAGUUUAGUACAGCAAAUGCUGGCUUGCUUUAUGACUUCCAGCUCAUUAAUGUUGAAGAUUUUCAGGGAGUUGGAGAAUCUGAGCCUAAUCCUUACUUUUAUCAGAAUCUUGGAGAGGCAGAAUACGUAGUGGCACUUUUUAUGUACAUGUGCUUACUUGGUUACCCUGCUGACAAGAUUAGCAUUCUAACAACAUAUAAUGGACAAAAGCAUCUUAUUCGUGACAUCAUCAAUAGACGAUGCGGGAGCAAUCCAUUGAUUGGAAGACCAAAUAAGGUGACAACCGUUGACAGAUUUCAAGGUCAACAGAAUGAUUAUAUUCUUCUUUCUCUAGUACGAACCAGGGCAGUGGGCCAUCUGAGGGAUGUCCGUCGCUUAGUGGUGGCCAUGUCUAGAGCCAGACUUGGACUUUAUAUCUUCGCCAGAGUAUCCCUCUUCCAAAACUGUUUUGAACUAACUCCAGCUUUCAGCCAGCUCACAGCCCGCCCACUUCAUUUGCAUAUAAUUCCAACAGAACCUUUCCCAACCAGUAGAAAGAAUGGAGAGAGACCAUCUCAUGAAGUACAGAUAAUAAAGAAUAUGCCCCAGAUGGCAAACUUUGUAUACAACAUGUAUAUGCAUUUGAUACAGACCACACAUCAUUAUCAUCAGAUUACCAAGUUUACCCAUUCAUCCACUGAUGGACAUUUGGGUUGUUUCCAAUUUUGGCUGCUACAAAUAAAGCUACUAUGAACGUUCUCCUACAAGUCUUUGUCCUUUCUCUCGGGUAAAUUUCUAGGAGUGGAAUGGUUGGAUAGUAUGGUAAGUAUGUAUUCAACUUCUUUUAAGAAACUGCCCACCUGUCUUACAAAGUGGUUGUACCAUUUUAUAUUCCCACCAGCAAUGUAUGAGAGCUCACACACACUUACUAUGUUUGGUCUUUUUAUUUUAGCAUUCCAGGAGGUGUGUAAUGGUCUCGUUGUGGUUUUAAUUGGCACUUCUCUAAUAACAAUUGAUAUUGAACAUCUUUUCAUGUGAUUAUUUACUAUCUGCAUAUCUUUGAGGAUGUGUCUGUUUAGGCCUCUCACUCACUUUUUUGGGUUGUAUUAUUGAGUUUUGAGAGUUUUAAAAUUUAUUCUGACUACAAGUUCCUCCUCAGAUGUUUGUUUUAUGAAUAUUUUCUCCUAGUCUGUGACUUGUUUUUUUCAUUUUUAAGUGUCUUUCAAAAAACAGUUUUAAAUUUUGACCAAGUCCCCGUGUAUCAAGUUGUUCUUUUGUGAUUCACGCUUUUUAUGUUCUAAAAGAACUUAGCCUGACCCAAAAUUACAGGGAUUUUUUCCCCUAAUGUUUUCUUCUAGAAGUUGUAUAGUUUAAUUUGCUAUUUAGAGGUAUGGUACAUUGUGGGUUAAUUUUUUUUAUAUGGUGCAAGGUAAGGUUGCAUUUUACUCAUUUGCGUGUGGAUAUCCAGUUGUUUCAGCACCAUUUCCUUCAGGCUAUAUUUUCCCUCUGUUGACUUGCCUUGUCAUUUUUUUUUUUGAGAUUAAAAAAGCAGUUUUUCAAAUUGAGAUAUAAUUGACAUAUAAUUUUAGUUUCAGGUGUAUAAAAUAAUGAUUUGCUAUUUCUAUAUAUUACAAAACAAUCACCACAAUAAAUCUGAUUAACAUCCUUCACCACACAGAGUUACACUUUUUUUUUUCUUAUUUUGAGAACUUUUAGGAUCUCACCUUGUUUUAGUAGAAAAAUCAAUUGGCCACGUAUGUGAGAGUCUACUUCUGGGCUUUCUAUUCUGUUCUGUUGAUCUUUGCAUCUUUCCUUUUUGCCUUUACUACACUACCUUUAUUAGAGUUUCUUUAUCGUAAAUCUUGAAAUUAGAUAAUGUGAGUCCUUCAGUUUUGUUAUGUUUCAAAAUGGUUUUGGCUGUUCUAGUUCCUUUGCUUUUCUGUAUAAAUUUUAGAAUCAGCUUGUCUAUUUCAACCCCCAGAAAAAGCAUGUUGAGGUUUGAUUAGGAUCAAUUUGGAGAAAUUAACAUCUUAACAAUAUUGAGUCUUCUUCCCAUGAAUAUGAUAUCUCUCUCCACUUCUUUAGGUCUUCUUUGAAUUCUCUCCUCAGUGUUUGGCAGUUUUCAGCAUACAGGCUUUAUACAUAUGUUGUUAGUUUUAUUGCUAAGUAUUUCACAUUUUGUGCUGCCAUUGUGAAUACUACUUUAAAAUUUUUUCAGUUUCCAACAAGAGAAACAGUUCCUGAAGAGAGAAGCCCAGCUUUAGCUCCAGACUGCCAUGGGGUAAAAGGGAAGCCAGGCAUAUAGAGCUGCUCCAGUGUUCUGGUUAAGUGGGACAGGAACCUUGUGCCCUGCUGCUCUCUCCCUGCCAUGGCCUUGUCUCAAGGCUUGGUUCCUUCUCACCCCUCACAGGGCCCCUUGAUUGAAGUUGGUCCUUUCUUGAGUUGGUGUGGCAGUCAGUCCUAAUCAGCCACUGUUUUUCCAGAGUGUUACAAUAAAUUCCUUUGCUAAAAAAUUUAAUAGCUUUUGAUAUUGUUUUUCUCCCUGAGGAUGUAAUGUAUGAUCUCAUCAUUAUUACCUGAUAUCUAGGCAGGCAUAUUCCAUGGAGUCAGUAAAACUUAGGCCAUUAUCAUCAGAGUUGUUACAUCUGUAAUAUAACAUGGCCAGCAGUGUUUUGGAGAAUUCUAGAGUGACAGUAUCAAUUAGGAAGAUAAUGUGAGAACUUAACUUUAUAAGCCAGUGUCUUUUUAUUUGGAUUCUUUGACGUCUUCCCGCUCUCUUUCUUUUUU
Molecule: messenger RNA, 6396 nt
Organism: Lagenorhynchus albirostris (white-beaked dolphin)
Lineage: Eukaryota; Metazoa; Chordata; Mammalia; Artiodactyla; Delphinidae
Gene: AQR
Product: aquarius intron-binding spliceosomal factor
Exons: 35
Coding region: 139-4362 (1407 amino acids)
Biological process (GO): mRNA splicing, via spliceosome
Cellular component (GO): catalytic step 2 spliceosome
Molecular function (GO): helicase activity; mRNA binding
Source: RefSeq, a predicted model, not a curated record